This is a messenger RNA of Candidula unifasciata, 2067 nucleotides long. The record is from the annotation of a GenBank genome assembly. Lineage: Eukaryota; Metazoa; Mollusca; Gastropoda; Stylommatophora; Geomitridae.
AUGGAAACUGUUUUAGACACAUUAGGGGAAUCCAGUUCUCUGUCCCCUUUGUCCACCAAUGUCCAUGAUGAAGAUUACACCGGACUAGGCGACCAUUCGGAGAACGGCAUUGAAGCAAACCUGAACUCAGAUGGUGAUGAUACUCUGGACCCUGCUACAAGAGAUGAUGAUGAUGACGAAGAUCAUGUUAACAUAGUUUCUUCAUCAAUGACACAUCAUUCAGAAGGUCUGCAUCAUGUUGAGGGUCUGGAGGGUGUGAUAGCAGACAAUGAUGACACAGAACACUCAGAAGCUUUGGAGGAAGACAGUCAUCAGCCAUCUGUGGAUGACAGGACUGUUCUAACUACAGAGGAGGGGCACCUGGUUGCAGACGGACAUGAAGGGAUACUGCUGACAACAGAUGCAGAUGGACAUUUAGCAGUUCCUGUAUCAGCUGAUCAUGUGAUAAGACUUCUAAUGCGCACCACAGAUGGAAAUGUUGUGGCUACCAAUACUCAGAUGGGAACAAUUAAGUUUUCUAUGUCCAGUCUGAUGGGGUCAGUAGAGGCUGAAGAUAUUGCACAGACAGUGCAGGCUGUGACACUCGCUGAUGGAACAACUCUCUUUCACACCAACAAACACAACAUGGCUGGAGAUGAACAUGUGUUGUCCAAGUUUGUUGAAGGGCAGACCAUUAAACUAGAAGAUGGCACUACAGCUUUAUUACAGGCAGCACCCACAGAAGAUUUGAAUGAAGGUCUGCAUGCCAUACAGCUAGAGGAUGGUUCCACAGCUUUUCUUUCUCACAGUAGUCAUGAAACCUUGUUCACCAGUGCCUCACAGCUGGACGCUUCAAGUCUCAGCCUUGACCAGCUGACUAACCAGACAAUACUGGAAGCAUCGGACAAAUCUUCAGAGAGAAAUCUUGUCAUAGGGGACAAGGCAUUUAAGUGCAUGUAUGAAGACUGUGGCCGUCUGUAUACUACACAUCAUCAUCUCAAGGUUCAUGAAAGGUCACAUACUGGAGACAGGCCAUUUCAGUGUGAGUUUCCCAGCUGUGGGAAGAGGUUUGCCACCGGCUAUGGUCUCAAGUCACACAACCGUGUCCAUACGGGUGAGAAGCCUUAUCCUUGCCCACAUACUGAGAAAGGAUGUGAGAAAGCCUUCAAAACCUCAGGCGAUCUACAAAAACAUGUUAGAACACACACAGGUGAACGGCCAUUCAAAUGCCCCUUUGAGGGUUGUACACAAUCGUUCACCACAUCAAACAUUCGCAAGGUGCACAUUCGAACACACACAGGUGAAAGACCAUAUAUUUGUUCUAUGGAAGGAUGUGGUCGGGCGUUUGCAUCUGCUACAAAUUACAAAAAUCACAUUCGAAUACACACAGGUGAGAAGCCAUAUGUGUGUACAGUUCAAGGGUGUGGAAAGCGGUUCACAGAGUACAGCAGUCUCUAUAAGCACCAUGUUGUUCAUACACACACCAAGCCGUACACGUGUCAUUGUGGUAAAACCUAUAGGCAGACUAGCACACUGGCCAUGCAUAAACGUACAGCACACGGUGAGGACAUACCUCCCGGCAUUCUUGUAGCAGCACAGGAAAAUGGUCUUUCAGAAACAGACGAGCCUCCGACCAAGAAAAUGCUAAUCAAAUCAGAAGUUAGCCACGAGGAUGGGGGAACUGGCCAGAAUCUCAUUGUCACUGCUGGAGAAGCUUCACAGAUGGUGCUGCUGACUUCAGGUGUUGGUACCAGUGAAGCAGCCUUUAUGACAGCAGAUGGUGGUCAUCAGGUUGCUAGUCUAGUCACCCUGCAGUCGCCUGGCAGCCUCACCCUGCAGGACCUGCAGCAGAGUGGCAUCCAUGGACUCACCAGCCUCUCCCUGGGUGAGAAUGGUCAGCAAGUGUUGGUGGUUACAGAUCCUGCUCACAUCGAAGCUUUACAGCAUUUAGCCGUCCAUCAUCUGGAAACUCUGACACAAACAUCAGAAGGAUUAGAACAUAUUCAUGGAACACACGAGGUGGGUGAUGGGGUGGAGGAAGGCGACAUCUCUGACACAGCCGAGUCAUCAGCGUUGUCACAACAAUAA